AUGUCCCACGCAUAUACCAGAAUAUCUGUUGCUCUCAGCAACGAGGAUGUUGUCCUCAAUAUUGCUGGUCAUGAUCCCAAGGGAGAGCUCAUCCUCUCACAGAAGUUUUUGGAGCAGUACAAGAGUGCCAAGACUCCAGCCGCAUUGCAGAUAUUCCUGCUGUCCAUGGUGCCCUAUGCUGAUGUCCAAGCUCGUGCAGAAAUCGACCAAGCUGUAAAACAUGAUAAAAUGCCGUGCCUUGAUGACAGGGCGUCAAUGCCCUACCUUGAUGCCAUUCUCCGCGAGGUCUUGAGAUGGUAUCCUGUCGUUCCCCUAGGAAUUCCACAUGCAACUGCUGACUUCUCUCCGCUAUAA
Molecule: messenger RNA, 354 nt
Organism: Suillus fuscotomentosus
Lineage: Eukaryota; Fungi; Basidiomycota; Agaricomycetes; Boletales; Suillaceae
Exons: 4
Coding region: 1-354 (117 amino acids)
Molecular function (GO): monooxygenase activity; oxidoreductase activity, acting on paired donors, with incorporation or reduction of molecular oxygen; iron ion binding
Source: RefSeq, a predicted model, not a curated record